Papaver somniferum (opium poppy) is the source of this 1852-nucleotide messenger RNA. Its product is annotated as CBL-interacting serine/threonine-protein kinase 6-like. Bases 295 to 1617 code for a protein of 440 amino acids. Lineage: Eukaryota; Viridiplantae; Streptophyta; Magnoliopsida; Ranunculales; Papaveraceae. The transcript has a single exon. Gene Ontology annotation, biological process: signal transduction; protein phosphorylation. The record is from RefSeq and is a predicted model, not a curated record. Gene Ontology annotation, molecular function: protein kinase activity; ATP binding.
GAAGUUCUGCAAAUCCUUCUGAAAAACCUCUCAAAACAUUUUUUUUCUCUUCUUUAAAAUCUUUCUGGAUACUCACCUUCUGGCUUGGGAAUGCAGAAAGAUGGUAGGUUCAACGUUGCAAAACAAAACUGAUGUCGGCGGUGGAAAGAAAUCAAAGAAAAACAUUAACGGCGGCAGAACUUGUCACCGGAAACACGUUGCGGACAGCUAGUUUCUGAUUCUUCUUCUUCAAAUCAUCAUCGUCAGGUUUCGCUCCAUAAAAGGAAAUUCGAGUUUCUGUUAUUUUUUUCUCAGAUGGAGAAGGUUCAACCAAUGGAAUCAAUGAGCAACAACAGCAGUUCGUGUUCAAACGUUUUAAAAGGAAAGUACGAAUUAGGCCGUCUAAUCGGAACCGGAAGCUUUGCAAAAGUUUAUCAUGCAAGAAAUCUACAAUCGGGCAAAAGCGUAGCCAUGAAAGUUGUUGGUAAAGAGAAAGUGAUUAAAGUUGGUAUGAUGGAUCAGAUCAAAAGAGAAAUCUGUGUUAUGAAAAUGGUUAAACAUCCAAAUAUCGUCGAACUUGAUGAAGUCAUGGCAAGUAAAUCAAAGAUUUAUUUCGCCAUGGAAUUUGUUCGUGGUGGUGAACUUUUCAAUAAGAUUGCGAAAGGAAGAUUAAAAGAAGACGCAGCUAGAUCUUAUUUCCAUCAACUAAUUUCUGCGAUUGAUUUCUGUCAUAGCCGUGGUGUUUAUCAUAGAGAUCUUAAACCUGAAAAUCUAUUACUAGAUGAUCAAGGUAAUCUGAAAAUCACUGAUUUUGGUUUAAGUGCUUUUACUGAGCAUCUGAAACAAGACGGUCUUUUGCAUACAACUUGUGGUACUCCGGCGUAUGUAGCACCAGAAGUUAUUGGGAAAAAAGGUUAUGAUGGUGCUAAAGCUGAUCUAUGGUCAUGUGGUGUUAUUCUUUAUGUAUUGCUUGCAGGAUUUCUUCCGUUUCAAGAUGAGAAUAUUGUUGCAAUGUAUAAGAAGAUUUACAGAGGUGAUUUUAAGUGCCCACCAUGGUUUUCACCUGAAUCAAGAAAAAUCAUUACAAAGUUAUUAGAUCCGAAUCCUAAUACUCGAAUCACCGUGUCGAAAUUGAUGGAAACUUCUUGGUUUAAGAAACACUUGCCGAGAUCAACAAUUGGGAAUGAAGGAGAGAAAGCAUUUGAUAUUGGGUUAGGGUUUAAAGGUGAGAAACAACUGGAAACACUGAACGCUUUUCAUAUCAUUUCUUUAUCUUCAGGGUUCGAUUUGUCUCCAUUAUUUGAAGAGAAGAAGAAGGAAGAAAGGGAAGAGAUUAGGUUUGCUACUACUAAAUCUGCAAGCAGUGUCAUAUCAAAACUAGAAGAAGUUGCAAAAAAUGUGAAGUUCAAUGUAAAGAAGAGUGAAUCAAGUGUUAAAUUACAGUGUCAAGAGAGUGGUAGGAAAGGUAAAUUGGGGAUUUCAGCUGAUCUGUUUGCAGUGACUUCAUCAUUUUUAGUAGUGGAAGUGAAGAAAGAAGGGGGUGAUACUUUGGAGUAUAAUCAGUUCUGUAGUAAAGAACUGAGACCAGCACUUAAAGAUAUUCUAUGGACGUCUCCAGCUCAGGCUACAAUUGUGUGAAGAUGAUAACAUGUCUGAAAUGAAGGCCAGUCAAUGAAGGCUAGAGCUUUUUGUGUUGUGUUCGCAAGAUUAGGGAUGUAAUAUGAUCCUUGUGUCGUUGUUCUGUUUGUAAUGGUGGUGUUUAGAUCGGAAUAAGAUUUGAUUUAGUCUUAAUCGAGAUUUCUGACUGAAUUUGUAAAUUAUCACUUGUUCUUCAUUGUUUUGUUCAUCUAGUUGAUAUAUUUGGUUUACUUCA